This is a messenger RNA of Mesorhabditis belari, 1068 nucleotides long. The record is from the annotation of a GenBank genome assembly. Lineage: Eukaryota; Metazoa; Nematoda; Chromadorea; Rhabditida; Rhabditidae.
AUGAAAUCUUCUCGUUUCUUCGUCGUCUCUACCCUCGUGUGCGUAUCGUUUCUGUGCGUCGGCGCCGAACCGUUGAGUCUCAUCGUUGGAGUGGCGUCGGUUUUCGGUGGCGGCUUGCUCGUCGCGUUCAAGGGCACUCUCCGAUGCAAACUUUUUGAGUGUUGCGAUGCGCCGUAUAUCAAUCCAAAUUUUGAAAUACUACGAAAUGAGCUACGAACGAAGGUGUUUGGUCAGCACAUUGUGCUGCAAAAUGUCGUCGCCGCGAUAGAAACGCAUUGGAAUGGUCAACCUGUAAAACCGCUUGUGAUGUCUUUUCACGGGUACACCGGUUGCGGGAAGAACUAUGUGGCGAGCUUAAUCGCUGAGAAUCUCUACAAAAAUGGGAUGAAAUCCAGCUUCGUUCAUCACAUUGUUGCCUCGGCUGAAUUUCCCGACAUCAGCCGCAUUUAUGAAUACGAGGAGAAGUUGAGAAAACAAAUCCAUGAUGCGGCCCAAUCAUGUGCACAAUCGUUGUUCAUCAUAGAUGAGGUCGACAAGAUGCCCGAACGAUUGUUGUCGGCGAUUAAAUCUUACAUGGACUACUAUCAAAGUGUGAAAGGCGUCGAUUUUCGCAAAUCGAUCUUCCUCUUGUUGAGUAACAAAGGUGCGUCGGACAUUCUCGGAAUCACGAUCGCUCAACACGAGGCCGGCAAAGAAAGGGCAGCGCUUCGGUUGAACGAUUUUGAGGGGAAAGUUGCGCACGACUCAUUCAAUCGAGAAGGUGGUCUCAAGAUGUCGGAAAUCAUCUCAAAUCAUCUCAUCGAUCACUAUUUGCCAUUUUUACCCCUGGAACGAUCACAUGUGGAACAAUGCAUUGGCGCUUAUUUCGAGCUGCAACAUCGACCGGAGCUGGCCCGACAAAAGGACAAAGUGAAACUGGUGGCUGAUCAGUUGAAGUAUUUCCCAAAUGACAACCCAAUCUACUCGUCAUCUGGGUGUAAACGUGUGGCGAUGAAGGCCGAUUUGAUCAUCGCGAGCAAUCAACAACGACGGGAGAAACACGAGGGACACGAUCAGAACGAUGAGUUG